AUGGCAAAGAUGUCCAAAUUGUUACUGUGUUUUACCCUCCAAUACUUCUUCGUCAUUGCUUGUAGCGCUAACCCAGCAUUCAAGAGCAUUUCCACUGAUGAAUCUGCACUUCUUUCCAUCAAGUCUCACGUAACAAACGAUCCCUUCAGCAUAUUAGCUACCAAUUGGACCAAAGGCACCUCUGUUUGCGAUUGGGUCGGCAUCAGUUGCAAUUGGAAGCGCCAAAGAGUUGCGGCUUUGGAUCUAUCCGGGGGACACUUCCAAGGCACAAUUGCCAAAGAAGUUGGGAAUCUCUCCUUCCUUGUGUCUCUUGACGUAAGCGGAAACAACUUCUAUGGUUUCAUCCCAGAUCAAAUCGGCAAUUUGAGGCGAUUGCGAUAUUUGUACAUGCAGGACAAUACGCUAAGCGGGCUGAUCCCCAAAAGCUUAGAGUACCUUACUCGAAUGGAAUUAAUCCUGAAUAAUAACAGUCUAAGUGGUCCAAUCCCUCGGUCGAUUUUCAACAUUUCUUCGUUGCGGGCUAUUGGUUUCAUGAACAACUCCCUUAAUGGGACACUUCCUGAUGAUCUCUGUACUAAUCUCCCGAAACUGGAAUACUUUAAUGCGUCAGUCAAUCACAUCGGUGGCGAGAUUCCAGCUACCCUGUCUCAAUGCUCAGAGAUCAAAGUCCUGCGCUUUGGGACCAACAAUUUUAAGGGUUCCAUCCCUGCAAGUAUUGGAAACCUCUCAAAAACUGGAGUGGUUGCGUCUUGGUACCAACAGUUUGACAGAUGCACUGCCUUUAUCGCUCUUCAACAUAUCAUCAUUGAGGGAACUAGUAGCUCCGUAUAA
Molecule: messenger RNA, 831 nt
Organism: Oldenlandia corymbosa var. corymbosa
Lineage: Eukaryota; Viridiplantae; Streptophyta; Magnoliopsida; Gentianales; Rubiaceae
Source: the annotation of a GenBank genome assembly